GAGAAGCGCCCACCAGCAAAGUACGAGACGAGUUACAAGCGAGAGUUCCGUGCAUAGAGAUUAGAAAACACUGAAUUUGCUAUAGGCUACAUCACAAAAUAAGUGCGCUGCAGAUCAUUUUACUUAUGUUAAAGAUAUUUUACCACGGAUAGGCACUGAUAUAUGUGUAUGUAUUUCUUUUCUAAGUACCUGUAGGCUUGCAUUACUGGAAAGCAUCACUCCGGCGCUUAGGCUGAGAGAGUAAGCGGCAAUACAAGGGGAUCGCUUUUCCCUGCGCUGGAUGAACAUUUUGGAGAAACUUUUCUUUCAUGCAAAUUCCUCCCGCCCUUCAUUGUUUUCAGCAUAGGUUGUCGUUUUGUUAAAACGCGAGCUUAGCAGUCUGCUGUUUUUAAUUGCCACAUUUUGUCGUUGGAUUUCAACCGAGGCAGACGUAAAACUUUUUAAUGCAAAACUUCAUGUAUGAGAAGACGAUGGCACCAGAGAGCAGAAACGGAGGAAACGCAACAUUAAAUAAUAAUAACGGCAUAGACAACAGGAAGAGGAAAUUUCUCGUCUUUCUAGAUCUCUUCUGUUUGUUUUUAGUCAUGCUCCCUUCCAUCGCGGUACACAACGCGGCUGUCCAGCCCUACCAGCGCGGCUUCUUCUGUGACGACGAGAGCAUCAGAUACCCCUUUAAAAGGAGUACCGUCCCCUCACCCAUCCUGCUGGCCACAGGCCUCAUAGUGCCAGUCAGCUCUAUCAUCAUUGGGGAGUGGUACAGGAUCCACUACCUGAACCAGGGUUCCAUGUCCUUUGUGGGUAACCCCUAUAUCUCCGCCCUGUAUAAGCAAGUGGGCGUCUUCAUCUUUGGCUGUGCUAUUAGCCAGUCCAUCACGGACAUCGCCAAGGUGUCGGUGGGCCGGUUGCGGCCACACUUCCUGGCCGUUUGCAAGCUGGACAUCUCCACAAUGAACUGCUCCAGCGGCUAUAUAACUGUGUAUGACUGCGAGGACGAGAUCAAAGAGCAGGAGGCCAGGAAAUCGUUCUUUUCAGGCCACGCCUCCUUCUCAAUGUACACCAUGCUGUACUUGGCGUUCUACCUGCAGUCCCGCUUCACGUGGCGUGGUGCCCGUCUCCUGAGGCCCCUCCUGCAGUUCACCCUUCUGAUGAUGGCCUUCUACACCGGCCUCUCCCGUGUGUCCGACCACAAGCACCACCCCACCGACGUCCUGGCGGGAUUCGUUCAGGGGGCGUUGGUGGCCUACUGCAUUGUGUUCUAUGUGUCCGACCUGUUCAAGGCCAAAGCUAAGAGCACUAGCGUGCCACCCCCUCCGGUGAAGAAGGAGCUGCUGCCCACGGCGGACAUCAUAGAGAGGAACAACCACCACAACAUGGUGUGAGGGGGCGCCCAAGCACGACCCGGAGCACGCAUGAAGGAGAACGCCAACACACCUGUGACACAUGACCAACAAAGUGCUGCUCGGAUUUCUCAUCUGACAGUAGAAUGUAGGCAAGAGAGGCAGACAUUUAACCCACCCCAACCCCCCCCCCACCCCCCCCAUAGGAAAUGUCUGUCCUUUCGUCUGUCCUUUUAGCUAGAGCCCGUUUCCAGAAAGGAGAGAGUGGGCAGACGCGAAGCCCGAGUCUCCUGAUAUUUGUGACUGUGGAUUCGCAGAACAGGAACAUUAGGCUAUGAAUGAGCAAAUGGAUGGAUGAAUGAAUGAGGGAUGGAUGACUGAAUGAUGAAUAGAUGCAUGAAUGAAUGGAUGUCAUGUUGGAUGUGCAGCUGGCUCUCAUUCUCCUUUUGAGGCUCUCGUUUUUUGUUUGUACUCAUUCCCCCCCCUCACCCCAAUUCAGCCAUGUUGGCCCUGUUUUAACAACAAAUUCCUAACUAUUAGGAAUGAUAUUCUUGUAAAAUUAUUAUCACACAAUGCACAUAUACAGGAAUAUUAACAGUGUAAAAUAACUUAUAGCACUAUAUCCAAACUCCGUAACCAUCGUCAUCCCUUACAGCCUGAAAUCAGUAGCUAUAAAGUGUGUUGUUGAUGAUUUUAGGAUACUGAGACCUUGCUGUUUCUGCGAGGAGGUGUGGAUAGGGACUGUGUGUAGUGUAUGCAUAUUGCAACCUUUUUGAAAAGUAUUAUCUGGGUCAGGUUGAGGGUAUGACAGCUUGUGCCCCCCCCCCCCCAACAACUUUGCACCCACUGUAUUGUAUGCGUGGCUGUGCCGUGCCUCCUCAUAGCAUUGGGGGCUCAGUGGCGGGUGAAGCCCCCUUCCAUCUCGACUCCGGAGCACAAGAGACACAGUUUGGCCAUUGACUGCCUCCUGCUGGUCGGGAGGGGGUCUUGCGUUGCCUUUUGGGGGUCGGCAAUCAUGCGGCCAGUAUAUGUCUUACUCGUCCCGGCUGCCUCAUUGGGGUCGGGAGCUGGACAGAGUCUGGACUUCCAUGACAAAAUUCCCGUUCCGGAUCGGGGGUUAAGGACGUUGAUUUUCAUCUUAUGUAGAUAGUUAUGAAGCAGAAGGAAAAGAAAACUGUGGGUUUUUAAUGUUCUCCUUUGUGCGAACAGAAGUGAAAUUCUUUUAAAUGUUUUGUCAUUGUUCUUGGACGUGUACAUAAUGUAACGUAAACCCUCCUGUCUUCCGUCCCGGCAGCAUGCACCACAUCCUCUCUCCUCCCGCUCACUGUACAGUCUGUUUCACCCCCAUCAGCCAUGAGCCCUCUGUCACCUCUGAAUAGAUCAAACCAAUUGUGAACUGGCCCAUAAGCCUGAUAAGUCCACUAUGAAUGACCUGUGUUUAUAUUUACAACUACUGCUUGAAAAGCAUCGACUGAACAACAGAUUUUUAUUCAGUGAAGUUAAAUUUUUUUUUGUUUUUGAUAGUACAUUUUAAUAAAGUUUUUAAAACUACAUUUAUGAUUGUAUUAAAAUCACCUAGUAUUUUUGUAUGGUCUCUUUUUGUACAAAAAAAAAAAAGUAUUAGCAAUUUUUCUUUCUUGCAAAAUAAAAAUGAAUAAAAAGCUUUUUAUCAGUGCA
Molecule: messenger RNA, 3014 nt
Organism: Brienomyrus brachyistius
Lineage: Eukaryota; Metazoa; Chordata; Actinopteri; Osteoglossiformes; Mormyridae
Product: phospholipid phosphatase 3-like
Exons: 6
Coding region: 444-1379 (311 amino acids)
Biological process (GO): phospholipid dephosphorylation; canonical Wnt signaling pathway; phospholipid metabolic process
Molecular function (GO): phosphatidate phosphatase activity
Source: RefSeq, a predicted model, not a curated record